Pantherophis guttatus is the source of this 4573-nucleotide messenger RNA. Its product is annotated as G protein-coupled receptor 12-like. Lineage: Eukaryota; Metazoa; Chordata; Lepidosauria; Squamata; Colubridae. The record is from RefSeq and is a predicted model, not a curated record. Gene Ontology annotation, cellular component: membrane. Gene Ontology annotation, biological process: G protein-coupled receptor signaling pathway. Gene Ontology annotation, molecular function: G protein-coupled receptor activity.
GCCAGGCGCCCUGCUUGCUAUUCCGAUCACGGGCGCCGCUGAUUCACAGCCUCGGAGCCGCUCAUGAAUAGAAGCGGAGACUUUUGACGUCAGAGGGGAGAUUUAUCAGCAACCCAAAGGGCGAAGAAUAUUCAGAGCUGCGGGCUGCCAGCCAUCCGCCGGUGCCAGCCUCGCCGGCCAUGCUCGCCCGGGAAGGACGCGCCGCUUGCGCCCCAGACUGAGCCAGCGGGGCGCGGGGAAGCAAGCCGGACCCGAGACUCUCCAGCGAUGUUCCCCAACCCGGCCGCCGCCGCCGCCGCCAUGGAGGAGCAGCUCCGCCAGCAGCAGCACCAGCAGCAGCGGCUCCUGGUGCUCUUCAACGCCUCUUCGCUGCCGCUGGCCAGUCUCUGGCCGCCCACCCGGCUCUCGGCCGCCGCGGGCAGCCCCGCCGUCGACCUGCCGCCCGCCGCCACCGCGGCCGGAGAGGAGGCCGCAGCCCUGGCCGUGGCGGGCGCGGUGAGCCCCUGGGACAUCGCGCUGUGCGCCACCGGGACGGCGAUGGCGGGCGAGAACGCGCUGGUGCUGGCCGUGCUCUUCUACGCGCCCGGCCUGCGGGCGCCGCCUUUCCUGCUGAUCGGCAGCCUGGCGCUGGCGGACCUGCUGGCCGGGCUGGGGCUGGUGGUCAACUUCAGCGUGCAGUACCUGGUGCAGCCGCCCAGCGAAGCGGCCACGCUGAGCGCGGCGGGGCUGCUGCUGGCCGCCUUCUCGGCCUCGGUCUGCAGCCUGCUGGCCAUCACCGUGGACCGCUACCUGUCGCUCUCCAACGCGCUCACCUACCACUCGGAGCGCACGCGGACCUUCACCGCCGCCUCGCUGCUGCUGCUCUGGCUGGCCUGCCUGGCCGUCGGGCUCCUCCCGCUGCUGGGCUGGAACUGCCUGCGCCAGCCCAGCGCCUGCAGCGUCCUGCGCCCGGUCACCAGGGACAACGCCGCCGUGCUGGCCGUGGCCUUCCUGCUCCUCUUCGCCCUGAUGCUGCAGCUCUACGGGCAGAUCUGCCGCAUCGCCUGCCGGCACGCCCAGCAGAUCGCCGUCCAGCACCAGUUCAUCGCCAGCGCGCAGGCCACCUCCACGCGCAAGGGCCUCUCCACGCUCUCGCUCAUCCUGGGCACCUUCGCCCUCUGCUGGGUGCCCUUCGCCAUCUACUCCCUGGUGGCCGACGCCUCCUACCCGGCCGUCUACACCUACUCCUUGGCCCUGCCGGCCGCCUGCCACUCGCUCCUCAACCCCAUCGUCUAUGCUUUCCGCAACCCCGAGAUCCAGAAGUCUCUGUGGCUGGCUUGCUGCGGCUGCAUCCCGGCCGGCUUCGCCUCCCGACCCAGGACGUCCAGCGAUGUGUAGAGGUGGGCUGGCCCAGAGGCAGCUGGAAGCCAACACGCCCCCUCCCCUCCACUGCCGCCCCACCCCCGUUUCCUUCUGGAGUCUCUGCCGGAGGAAGGAAAGAAAACCCAGAGCAGAAACACGCGACAGCCGCCUUUCUGGGGAACGAAACCCGAGGUCGAGAGGAAAGCAAUUCCAGACAGUUAUUUUCUCAUAUCUGAUUUUGCUACAACAGAGGCAAGAGGCGUCCGACUUUGGCCGGGGGGGGGGCUCCCUGCCAAAGGAGGAGGCGGCAAGUUGGCCAAAGAGCCGUCCGCGACGGAUUCAGUGGAGAGUAAUUGCAAAACGAGGGUCUUUGCCCUCAAGGCCUUUUCUUGAUUCAUGCUAAAGUCCCUUCGCCUUUAGUGUAAAACCUGGAUCUCAGGAGUGGGCGGGGUGGAGGGACCGAAUGGAUCCUGAUUUGAUUUUUUUUUAAGUGAUCUUUUAUUGGCAGGAGGGAUGAUUGACAGUUCUUGUGAGAUCUGCCUUCAGGAUGGGGAAUUGAGGGGAGAAAGGCAAUAAAGGAUGGGUGGUGGGGUCUUGCCCCUCUUUCACAUAAGCCCAGUUUUGGGGGCUGGAGUAUGUGUGGUUUGUGGGUGAAAAUGCGGCCCAAGCAGCCCAUCAGCUGCACCGUUCCGACUUGAGCUGGAAUGUAAGAUUUAAAUGCUCACUCCUUCGCACGGAAUACCGCCGUGGGGAAAGCGUAGGCCGUUUAACAGGGACGUCCCUCCCCCCCCCCCCCCCUUUUUUUUGUUUACUCCGAUCGGAUUUUUCUCUGCUAUGCAAUAUCGAAACCACCUUUCAAAACACACACACGCCACGCACGCACACACGAACACACACGCACGCACGCAGCCCACAGGCUCACGCGCGAUGAGCCGAGUCGGGUUGGGAUGACUGGAGCCAGCCGAAAGGGCUCCUCGCCAUCCCGCUUCAGCACCUCCGGCGUCGGACAGCUCCCCGCAAGCAGCAGCAGCCGCAGGAGGCCUCCGAAGGCGCCCCCGCGAGUCCCGUUUUUAUGGGGGAAACGUGAUUGGGGGGGGGGGAGCGUGUAUUGCGCAUGUCAGCCCAGCUAGAACGCGGGGCAGAGACAGAGGAACCCCCCCUCCCCACAUCUUUCAGUAUUGCCUCCGCCUCUCAAGAAGGUUGUGUAAUUCAUGGGUGGGGGAGAAGGUCUGUUGAGGGACUCCUCCCCCCAUUUCCAACAGUGCAAACCCAUCUAGGGAGCUACAGGCCUAAAAGCACUUUAAAUUCAUAAUGUCUCACUAUGUGAGACUAAGGCCACCCCCUUUGUAUUUGGAGGUACUAUUGAGAUAAAGGCAGGGGGCAAAGUAGGCUGUCUUACAAUGAAAGCAAAGGGGAGAACCCGGAAACCACAAGUAGUUGGUAUGACUUCUUAACUACUCUGCCCACCAUCCCCGUCUGCUAUUCUGAUUCAAGGGAGGGCCAUUCCUCUUUUAAACUGUCAGCUUGAUUUAAGUCCCAACAGGCACUUGGAAAAAGAGGGACCUUCAACUUAGCCAGCAUGUUCUGUCAACACAAAUGUAUGUGUGUAACACGUCUGAAGAGCAUGUUUUGCUCAAAUCUAUUUUCUCUGGAAUGUGAAAUUAGCAAAUUGCCCCCUUGUCUUUGGUUUUAUUUUGACUGUGGAAAGGGAUGCCUUGGGGCCAUUUCAUAAAGAGACAAUGGUGGGGAAAAUAAUAUUUCAGUGAAUUUGCAGCCAUUUCCUCUUUAGCGAUUCAAAGUUUCUCAUGGUGUCACCCAACCAUCAUUACAACCACUUGCCACCUAUCUUCAGUACCGUUAUUUCAGUAUAAUGAUUGUUGGAGAUGCUGUAAGUCAGUACAAGAGCCAUGGUGGCACAGUGAUUAGCAUGCAGUACUGCAGCCUACUUCUGCUGCCUGCCAGCUGCCUGAAAUUUGGCAGUUCGAUUCUCACCAGGCACAAGGCUGACUCAGCCUUCCAUCCUUCCAAAGUGGGUAAAAUGCAGAGCCAAAUUGUUGGGGGCAAUAGGCUGAUUCUGUAAACUGCUUAGAGAGGGCUGUAAAGCACUGUAAAACAGUAUAUACAUCUAAAUGCUAUUGCUAUUGCUACAAGUAGUCCUUGUUAGGGCCAAGUUAGUUGUAACAGGGUUACUGAAGAAUCCCAUUACUGAUAUACUGUAUAAACCUGUCACUUACUACAUUCUGUGAGGGUGUGUGGGAAUGACCUUGGCAGACAGGAGGAGGACAUAUUGCCCAGGCAAAUGGUUGAUAAGAGGCAGCUCAAUCUGCAGGUUGGGAAAAAAACACAGGAAGCAUUUCCUAAGGGACCUUCCCUAGUUUUCCAGAGACUAAAAGAAGAGGAAAAGAGAAAUGCUUUCGGUCUUGCAAGAUUCUAUUUAAUAUAACCUUACAAUUUGAAAAAAUGCUAAUAUUCCUGCUGUACUUUUUCUCUGGACCUUCUCAAAACUUGCAAGACUGGAAGUGUUUUCCCCUCCUCCUCUAAUAGGCAGCAGGCCUUCCUCCUGUCUCCCAAGAUCAUUCCGCAUGCCCUCCCAAAAUGUGACUAGUGGUAGUUGUGCAAUUUCAUGUGUGUGGUACAAAACUUCAUAUUUUACAAAUUUUUGCAAACACAACCUGAAAGUUGCGUUUUCUCUGCACUAAAUCAUUAUUCUUGCUCUACAGAAAUAGCCUCUGAUUUUCCUUCCUUAAUCAAUAGGGGACAAUAGGAGUAAAAGAAGGGAGAGAAGGUAUCAGCUCAAGGGAAACGCUGAGCUUUGCAGAUUUUCAAAAUCUAAACAAGAGUAAUUUUAAAAAGUGAACUAAGCAUGCUCAGUAGUGGUGGAGUGCACUACCCUAGCUCAAAGUGCUUGUCCUAUUGCUCUCCAAAUGUGUUGGAUCACAAUUCCCAUCAGGUCUAGCCAGCAUUCAGGUUAGAAGGUUUAUAGCUCAGCACCCAGUUUGAAAAGCUGAAAGUUACCCUGCCAAAAAAGUAAAGAAACAGCAAACUGAAGUUGAAUUUUAUCAUAGAAGCAGAUCUUCAUUGCUUUAUAUUUUUUGUGUGUUUCUGAAAGGAUGUCUAUUUUGUAUAUGUCAAUGACCUGCCCACCCUUACAGUGGUGUUCAAAACCCAACCAGAUUCUCUUUCCUUCCUCCUCCUUGGCCCUCUCCUCCACAGUUUAUCAGGCAUCUCUUGG